AGCUGCUCCCCACCAGUUCAUUUCCAGUCCAUCUCGUUGCGCAUAUGCACGAACACGCACCACUGCUCACAGCGGAUCACGGAGACAACAAAGGGACCUGCACGGGAGACAAGGAGGAGGAAGGGGAGGGGAUCACUGAACUCUUUCUGGCAAACAGACACAGUCCGUCACGCUGGAGGUGUCCGUCACAGAGGCGUUAAUUACGCGCGUGGACAGCACCGCCGUGCUCGUGAGCCUCGGCAGCCAGAUGGAGAUGGAGCAUUUCGACGACCGGGACAAAGGUCAGAGGCAGGGUCGGUCCAAUGCCAAGAUGAACGGCGUGCACAGUCCGACCCACAGCGCGCACUGCAGCCUGUACCGUGUCCGGACCCUGAAGACCCUGAGCGCCGAGAAGAAGGCCAAGAAGGUCCGCUUCUACCGCAACGGGGACCGCUACUUCAACGGGAUCGUGUACGCCAUCUCCGCCGACAAGUUCCGCACGUUCGACGCCCUCCUGGCGGACCUGACCCGCUCCCUGUCCGACAACGUCAACCUGCCCCAGGGCGUCCGGACCAUCUACACCCUAGAUGGAUCCAAAAAGAUCACCAGUAUUGACCAGUUGAUUGAAGGUGAAAGCUAUGUGUGCAGCUCUGUGGAGGCUUAUAAGAAACUGGACUACGUGAAAAAUAUGAAUCCCAACUGGUCAGUGAAUGUCAAGGCAGCUGCAACGUCUUCUCGCGGGCCUCCUUCCUUAGGGAGUGCCAAAACCGGUGGCCCUGAGAACCGUGAAAACAAGGACUUUAUACGUCCAAAGCUUGUGACAGUGGUGCGGAGUGGAGUGAAGCCUCGUAAAGCUGUUAGAAUCCUGCUCAACAAGAAAACCGCCCAUUCCUACGAACAAGUCCUGACCGACAUUACCGACGCCAUCAAGCUUGACUCUGGAGUGGUGAAGAAGAUCUACACACUGGAAGGCAAACUGGUGACGUGUCUGCAAGACUUCUUUGGGGAUGACGACAUUUUUGUGGCAUGUGGACCAGAGAAGUUCCGCUACCAAGAUGACUUGAUGUUGGAUGAGAGUGAGUGUCGUAUGAUGAAGUCUGUGGCUUAUGGAAAGAUGGCUGGAUCUUUGACCCGAUGCUCCCCGAGAGCCGCUGUCCAAGCACGACGCAGCAAGUCCCCUGCAACCAUGAACGGGAUGCCAGCCAGUCAGCUGUCCACUCCUCAUUCGGGAAAAUCUCCCAGCCCCUCCCCAACCAGCCCAGGAAGCCUCAGUCAGCGCGGGGGGUCCCAGGGUUCUUCCACUUCUCUAUCUUCCGCUAAAGUUUCCAGCUCUGUGGAAGGUGGCGAAGGAGUGGUUACUGAAGCUGAGGUUCCAGUUGACGAAGUUCCUGCAGUUCCAUCCUACAUAUCAGACCGCUACAAGGUGGGGCGCAUGUUAGGUGAUGGGAACUUUGCAAUUGUUCGGGAGUGCGUGGAGCAUUCCACAGGGCGAGAAUACGCACUAAAGAUCAUCAAUAAGGGCAAAUGCAGGGGAAAGGAGCACAUGAUCCAGAAUGAGGUGGCCAUCCUCCGAAGGGUCAAACACCCAAAUAUUGUCUUGCUCAUAGAGGAAGUGGAUACUUACAGCGAACUCUAUCUGGUCAUGGAGCUGGUCAAGGGGGGAGACCUGUUCGACGCUAUCACCUCUGCCAACAGAUACACUGAGCGAGACGCCAGCGGCAUGCUCUACAAUCUCGCCAACGCCAUCAAAUACCUUCAUAGCCUGAACAUAGUACACAGAGACAUCAAACCGGAGAACCUGCUGGUGUGUGAACAUGCAGAUGGCAGCAAAAGCCUGAAGUUGGGAGACUUUGGAUUGGCCACCAUGGUGGACGGCCCCCUGUACACCGUGUGUGGGACUCCGACAUAUGUAGCACCUGAAAUCAUUGCAGAAACAGGGUAUGGCCUUAAGGUGGACAUUUGGGCAGCUGGUGUCAUCACCUACAUCCUGCUGUGUGGUUUCCCCCCCUUUCGCGGGAGCAGUGAUGACCAAGAAGUGCUUUUUGAUCAGAUCUUAAUGGGACAGCUGGAGUUUCCUCUACCAUACUGGGACAAUGUGUCAGAUACAGCCAAGGAGCUGAUUCGAUCCAUGCUGGAGGUGGAGGUGGAUCAGAGAUACACUGCACUUCAGGUGCUGGAGCACCCCUGGGUGACAGAUGAGGGCGUGUGUGAAAAUAAUCACCAGCUGUUAGUAGCAGGAAAGUUAAAGAAGCACUUCAACACCAAUCCGAAGGGCAGCGAUUCCACCGCUGGAGUGUCAGUCAUCUCUCUGGACGACAGCUUUUCUAUGCAGAGAUCCGGGUCGCUGGAUUUCUACCAGCACCCGGCCAUGUACUGGAUAAGGCCACCCCUCUUGAUAAGGAGGGGCAGGUUCUCCGACGAGGAUGCCACCCGGAUGUGAUGCCACUGCCUUUGCAGAAAAUGCCGACAGCAGCAACAAAAGCCCAAAGGGCGGAGCCACCCAGUUGCCUCCCUGGCCUGCUCGCACCUCCUCCCUCUCUGACCCCUGACACUUGCUCUGACCCUUCCCCAAGCCCUGACC
Thalassophryne amazonica is the source of this 2560-nucleotide messenger RNA. It is a transcript of the gene dclk1a, whose product is annotated as doublecortin-like kinase 1a. The record is from RefSeq and is a predicted model, not a curated record. Gene Ontology annotation, biological process: retina development in camera-type eye; protein phosphorylation; photoreceptor cell development. NCBI's taxonomy places the organism in Eukaryota, Metazoa, Chordata, Actinopteri, Batrachoidiformes, Batrachoididae. The transcript has 17 exons. Bases 248 to 2419 code for a protein of 723 amino acids. Gene Ontology annotation, cellular component: axoneme. Gene Ontology annotation, molecular function: ATP binding; protein kinase activity.